AUGGCAGUUGUUUUGAGAUUUGUUGACAAAAGUGGACAAGUGAAGGAGCGUUUGUUGGGAUGUUCUACACAUGGGUUGAGCAUAUCUAGUCUGAGAGGUCAAGGUUAUGAUGGAGCAAGCAAUAUGUCAGGUGAGUUCAAUGGUUUAAAAGCUUUAAUUUUAAGAGAGAACCCAUGUACUAUGUAUAUUCAUUGCUUUGCUCACCAGCUUCAGUUGGCAGUUGUUUCUGUGGCACAUAGAUAUGUUAUGCUUAGUGAUUUAUUUAACAUGCUUGCUAUUAUUGUGAAUUUGAGGCUUAAUAUUGAGGAACUUUCUGGUGGAACUGGUCAGUUUCAAGAAAUGAGUUUGGCACGUCUAGGUGAUACUAGAUGGGGCUCACAUCUAAAGACAGUUACUCGCUUUAUUAGUAUGCUUAAUGCGAUCAUAGAUGUUCUGGAGAAUAUAUCAGAAGUCGAUGACCUUUCACAAGCCUUACAGAAAAAGGAUCAGGAUAUUCAGAAUGCUAUAAGAUUAUUGAAGUUGUGUAAGUACGCAUUGCAGAACAUGAGAGACAAUGGUUGGGAUACUUUGUUGAGUAAGGUAAUUCAGUUUUGUGUUGAUAGACAUAUUUCAGUGCCCAAUAUGGAUGAUAUUAUAGUAUCAAAAGGUCGACCUAGUCCAAGAGAUUCAUUUGCAGCUUUUGAUGUAUGUAAUUUGGUUCGACUUGCUCAGUUAUAUCCUAUGGAUUUCAGUAGUGAAGAGCUUUUAUUACUUAGACCUCAACUUGACAAGUUUCUUAUGCUCGUAAGAAUGGAUGAAGCUUUCUUCAACCUCAAAAGCAUAUCUUGUGUAGCUCAGAAGUUGGUUGAAACUGGAAGUUCUUGUAAUUUUCCAUUGGUUUAUAGGCUGAUCACAUUAGUUUUGAUAUUACCAGUGGCAACUGCAAGUGUUGAAAGGGUAUUCUCUGCUAUGAAUCUAAUCAAGAAUGAUCUGCGCAACAAAAUGGGAGAUGAAAUGUUGAAUGGCAAUUUGGUAGUUUACAUGGAGAGAGAUCUUUUUAUGAAACUUGAGAAUGAGACAAUAUUGCAACGUUUUCAAAAUAUGCAACCUCGUAGAAUUCAGUUGUCUAAGCUUGCAAUUUCAGAGUAA
Olea europaea var. sylvestris is the source of this 1128-nucleotide messenger RNA. RefSeq lists its product as uncharacterized. The record is from RefSeq and is a predicted model, not a curated record. Gene Ontology annotation, molecular function: protein dimerization activity. Bases 1 to 1128 code for a protein of 375 amino acids. The transcript has 5 exons. Lineage: Eukaryota; Viridiplantae; Streptophyta; Magnoliopsida; Lamiales; Oleaceae.